AUGGAUGAACGCAGAGAAGAGCAAAUUGUGCAGCUCUUGAACACUGUCCAAACUAAAAAUGAAAAAGAGCAAGAAGCCAUGUCCUGGUGGUCUGGAGAUGAAGAAGGACCUACUCCAGAACAGCCUGCUAAAGUGAAAUCAGAUGCUGGAAAAGCUCCUGUAAGACGGAGACCACUCUUAGAAAAAACAUCUCUUGAUCGGGAUGUGGAAUAUCUCUUUGAAAAAAAUGAGCAGGAUACUAAUUUAGAUGAGCAACUUAAAGAAGACUUAAGAAAGAAGAAAUCUGAUCCUAGAUAUAUUGAAAUGCAGAGAUUCCGAGAGAAACUCCCUUCCUAUGGGAUGAGACAGGAACUUGUAAACCUUAUAAAUAAUAAUCGAGUAACUGUGAUAAGUGGUGAAACUGGUUGUGGAAAGACAACCCAAGUGACACAGUUCAUCCUGGAUGAUUACAUUGAGCGAGGGAAAGGGUCUACAUGCAGGAUUGUUUGUACGCAGCCUAGGAGGAUCAGCGCUAUCUCGGUGGCCGAGAGGGUGGCUGCUGAAAGGGCAGAAACAUGCGGUAAUGGCAAGAGUACAGGAUACCAAAUUCGUCUACAGAGUCGGUUACCAAGGAAACAAGGUUCAAUAUUAUACUGUACUACAGGAAUUGUCCUCCAGUGGCUCCAGUCAGAUAAGCACUUGUCCAGCAUUAGUCAUGUAGUCCUUGAUGAAAUUCAUGAAAGAAACCUUCAGUCAGAUGUUCUACUAAGCAUUAUUAAAGAUCUUUUGAAUAUUCGUUUGGAUCUGAAAGUAAUACUCAUGAGUGCUACCCUAAAUGCAGAGAAGUUUUCAGAGUAUUUUG
Molecule: messenger RNA, 841 nt
Organism: Nestor notabilis (Kea)
Lineage: Eukaryota; Metazoa; Chordata; Aves; Psittaciformes; Psittacidae
Product: ATP-dependent RNA helicase DHX36-like
Exons: 7
Cellular component (GO): nucleus; intracellular anatomical structure; cytoplasm
Molecular function (GO): DNA helicase activity; G-quadruplex RNA binding; ATP binding
Source: RefSeq, a predicted model, not a curated record